GCCCAGUAGCUAUAACUUUCGAAACAAUGGAAGUAUGUUCAACUUUAUAAUCAGAAAAUAGAAUGUUACUUGUAUCUAUCAACAACUCUUCCUCUUUAUAAAUUUUGAAAAAAUUAUACAAUUUAAUUGUGAUAUAGGCACAAUUAAAUAAAUUUUAAAAAUUUAGAUAGAUUUUUAACAGAAUUAGCUAAAUUUAGAUAUAUUUAUAAUUUUAAAAAACUAGUAAGAGAUUAAUACGGUUAUCCCCUUCGAUUUAGCAACUGGCUUACGGCUCUUUCGGAUUAGCCAGUACAUAUAGAACUGACCAAAUUUAAAACUGACGAUCGUUGCUUCUCUCUCUCUAAAGCUGAAUCAUCAAAAUCCCAGGGUUUUGGAUUUAUGGAAACGGAAAAUGGGGUUGAGAGGAUUGGUAGGCCAGAAUUGGGAGAGAAAACGGCUGUUGAAAAUCGGGUAGUCGGGGAUAAUAUGAAUAAGGUAGAUGAUAUUGUUGAGAGAUUGAAAGAUGUUGAAGACGAGGCGAUUGAUUCACAAGAGAAACUGCAGAUACAGGGGGCUAAUAUUCAUGAUUCAGUUUCAAAACUGCAUGUGAAUUUGGUUAAUGAAUUGGACAAUUUUGAUAUUGCUAUUCCUACUGUUGGUGCUGAGGAGGUGGGUGGAGUAGUUGCCGAAGAAGAGGUGAACAGUUUGGUGGAUGAGGGAGGAACUGGCAAGGAAUUGAAUGGACAAAAGGAGGUUGAUGGUGAUGAAGGAAUUGAGAUUUUGAAGGAUGCAGUCGAGCUCAAUUCUGGGCAUCAAGCUCAAUUCACCUCCGAGACUCUGCAACUCGCAGUUGACACUUUGUGUGAUGUUCUUGAUGCUGGAUUUAAUGGAAUGCUAAAGAAAAAAAAAUAUCUCAUCGCCACAAUUGAGAUUUUGCAUGAGCUAAAACUGGAAACACCUGUUCUUGAAGCCGACUCUACUAGGGAUAAUAUGUCUUGUGAUGGAAUGGACGAGGAUAUGCUAAGUACUGAACGUCUGGAAGCCGCAAUUAAGAUUUUGCUUCUUGUUCUUAAAGCUGAACAGACUAGGGAGACUAUAUCUGGUCAUGGAAUGAAUGACUUGAAGGAGGAUGUGCCAAAUACUGAAUAUCUGAUCGCCGCAAUUGAGAUUUUGCGUGAGCUGCAAAAGGGCAAGGGUGAAGGUUUUGAUGCAGAAGAUCAGGAUGAUCCGUUUCUAUAUGUUAUCUAUAUGAUGGAUCAUUUCUUUGAUUAUGAAGAGGGGGUUUUGCCAACAGAUAUAUUUAUGGCAGCCACACUUGAGUUUCUCUGUAGUGUAAAGAAGUGCAAGCUUCGAGGUUUUGCUAAGAAUCCGUCAGAGAUUGGUAAUGGAAAGGAGGAUAAGAAAGUUUUUGAAAAUCUGGAUGCCACAAUUGAGGGGUUGCAUGCCCUUUGGAGGGCCGAGGUUGAAGAUGUUACUAAGAAUGGGCGGAAGAAAUUUGAAGACAUUCAGUGUGUAAAAACCGAAGAUGAUAGCAAUGGAGAUGCAAAGAAAGCGCUAGUUCUAUCGGAUUCUAUUCAUCAAGGUGAAUCCGAGGAGCUUAUUUCUAGUUCAGCUGCCGAGGAAGUGAUACAAAUUCUGAACUCACAAUCAGAAACAAUUGUGAACAAAACAGCAUUACAUUAGAGGAUAACAAGGCUGCUAAAGCAGAGGAUGACAAGGUUUCUGAACCACUACAUGCUGAUCAAUUGGUUAAUGGUGUUGGCAAGGGCUAAAAAUAUUUUAUUUUUCAACAUUGAUUUAAUAUUUUUUUUAUCCAAAACCACCUAUCAUUUUAAUCGACAACUUUUACUUA
This is a messenger RNA of Mercurialis annua (annual mercury), 1831 nucleotides long. RefSeq lists its product as uncharacterized. The transcript has 2 exons. Lineage: Eukaryota; Viridiplantae; Streptophyta; Magnoliopsida; Malpighiales; Euphorbiaceae. Bases 379 to 1662 code for a protein of 427 amino acids. The record is from RefSeq and is a predicted model, not a curated record.